Messenger RNA from Durio zibethinus, 1040 nucleotides. NCBI's taxonomy places the organism in Eukaryota, Viridiplantae, Streptophyta, Magnoliopsida, Malvales, Malvaceae. The record is from RefSeq and is a predicted model, not a curated record.
UGGGAAUAUUACUCCAACAAACCUAAAUGACUAUUGUUUAACCAUCAACAAUUGGAAUCACGAUGCCUUGACCAUUUUUUGCACAAUAUCAAGUUAUGAAGCUACAUUGACAGCUAAAAUGGGCGCCUGGAAAACGAGAACAACGAUACAUUGCGGUCUAUGUAAACUAUCUCAAGUAAUACCAGAAACAGUUUCUUCAUCGACGUACAUGACUCAUUAUAUAUACAAAACCAUUCAGGAAAUUGUUAAACUGAUCAGCUUCUACCAGCGGGGAAAAUCUUCUUCCACUUACAAAAUUAGUGGAUUGGACAUCGUUCACUUGAUUUAACAAGUCACCUAAGGCAGGGUAUCAGUGGGCAUUUUCAAAUGACUGCCACUUUAUCAUUUUCAACGUCUCUGCAGCGUUUUAGAGUUUUAACGGUCGCAGUAUUGGUAAGAUCAACUUUCAGGAUGUUAGCGAGCGUAAGUCAUGACCAGAACCACAAGGAACCACAUUUGAAAGGAUUGUCCAUCGAUGUUUUUAAAGCAGCUGUUGCAGUUCUGCCCAACCGCUUCACUUACAAACUGGUCCCGUUUCAUGGCACUUGUGAUCAAUUGGUGGAGAAAGUUGCUCUCAAGACAUUUCAUGCAGCUCUCGGUGGAAUAGUAAUUACAGCAGAAAGGUCUCAUCAUGUAGAAUUCUCGCAGCCCUAUGCUGAACUUCAAUUGGUGAUGGUGGUAAAGAAAAAAACCAAUGAAUUGAAGGAUAUUUUGUGGUUCAUGAGCCCCUUUACUCGAGAAAUGUGGCUUAUAAUGUCAGCUAUGACUAUCUUCACUGGUUUUGCUAUCUGCUUAAUUGAACAUAGAGACCGCAACGAAAUGCCUUCUAGACAAGUUGGAGCUGUCAUCUGCUUCCCUGUAGCUUUCCUGCUCAACGAGCACAGUAAGAAUAUGAUCAUACAUACUUAUCUGCAUCAGCUUCAUAAAUAACUAAUCGAGCAUAUUAUACUUGAAGUUGGAAGUUGGAACUCUAAUAAAAUAGUACAAUGACAUCAUUAAUA